Loa loa (African eye worm) is the source of this 549-nucleotide messenger RNA. RefSeq lists its product as hypothetical. The record is from RefSeq and is a predicted model, not a curated record. The coding region runs from base 1 to 549 and encodes 182 amino acids. Lineage: Eukaryota; Metazoa; Nematoda; Chromadorea; Rhabditida; Onchocercidae. The transcript is spliced from 7 exons.
AUGUUACAUUCGAAGUGUAUGCAAUCAGUGGUUGACAAUUGGAAACAAUUUGAUAAGGAGUUAAUUCAAACAUUGGCAAAUUUUGAACUUUCUGUAAAUAAAGGAAGAAGGAUAGAUGAAAGGAGAAUGAGGAAGGGUAGUGAUAGUUGUGUAGUGAGAAAUAUUUUCGGCUACGAUAUAAAUUAUCUUCAUAAGGUUCUCAUUUUCUCAUCAAUGACAAUAAUAGGCUUAGAUUUGCGUGAUUUGCGCAAAUUUGCAAAGGGUAAUGAAAAAUGGAAAAAAUUUGUUGUAUCCAUGGUGAAUCAGAAGUACAGGAAAAAUGGAUUCCAGUCAAAAAAUCCUCUCUAUCAUAAAAUAUUGGCUGAUCGUAUUGUUGACAUAAUACUUAUUACAGUAGAUUUCAAAAUACAAUUCCACGUACUUCACGGUAACACCUUAUCAUAUGAAAGUAAAGAUCAUUUUGGUCAGUACUGUGGAAGAGAUGAGCGUGAAAUCAUUCGUAAUUACAGUAUCAUUUAUUCAUUAGCCAGUCCAAUUAGCUAUCGGUGA